ACCAGACAUUGUUCCUGCACAGCAAGGACCCGGCAUUCUCCCUCAAGGUUCAGUCAAUGAGCUGCUAAUACUUCAAGAGUUUAGAUUGCACUCCUUAUAAUCCAAAGUUUGGAAAAGCUGUUGGAAUUUCAGAGCCGAUUACUUACUUUAACACACUGCAGCAACAAGACCACUUUUACAUCUUUUUGAUAUUUUGGGGCUUUUUUUAAGGACCCCUUUCUGGAAAACUUUUAUUGGAAUCGUGUGUUGUUUUAAUGAAGGUCUACACUUUUUGAACCAGCAUUUUUAUUGGAUUUUGUAGAUAUUUUAUUUAACAAGAGAAAAUUAACUCAGCAGGUGCUAGAACUACUUACUCUUCUUUUUUUUUUGCACAUCCAAUUCUUAAUUAAACUACCAACAAAAGGAUCUAGUACCAUUAACACCAAGUCACCUUGUGGAGUUCUGGUGGCACAAAACUAUGCCGUUUGGUGACCUCCUAGAGCAGGCGGGGGGCACGGGACGGUUCCAGAUCGUGCAUGUGACCCUUCUCUGCAUACCUGUGCUGAUGAUGGCCAGCCACAACCUGCUGCAGAACUUUGUGGCCGCCGUGCCUCCUCACUUCUGCAGCGCACACACAAACCUCUCUCAGACCCAGCUGAGCCCAGAGGAAACACUGCUGGUUACAGUGCCGCUGGACCAGAAAGGCAAGCCCGAGAGGUGCCAGCGUUACGUAGCUCCACAGUGGAACCUCCUGACUAAGAAUGGGACUUCCAGCUCAGGUGAGGCGGGCGACACUAAGGAUGGUUUGGAUGUUGACCUGCAGGGAUGCACAGAUGGAUGGUCCUACAACAAGGCUGAGAUGAGCUCCACGAUCAUAUCUGAAUGGCAUUUGGUGUGUGAUCAGCGCUCUUUGAAGCAAAUGGGACAAACGAUCUACAUGGGAGGUGUGCUUGUGGGAGCUCUUGUCUUUGGAAGUCUGUCAGACAGAUAUGGUCGACGCAUCCUCCUGCUCAUAUGCAACCUGAUGAUGGCAGUGUCGGGAACAUGUGUUGCUUUCUCUAACUCCUUCUCCCUCUUCUGCCUGUUCCGCUUUGGCUGUGGCAUGGCUCUGUCUGGGUUGGGGCUCAACACCUUCUCGCUCAUUGUGGAGUGGAUCCCCACUCGUGUGCGAACUGUGAUGGGGACAAUAACAGGUUACAGUUACACAGUGGGGCAGUUGCUCCUGGCCCUCAUAGCCUACUUCAUCCGGGACUGGAGGUGGUUAACCCUGGCUGUGUCUUUGCCCUACUAUGUCUUCUUCCUCAUCGCAUGGUGGUUUCUUGAAUCUUCAAGAUGGUUAGCUCUGAGCAAUAAGCCCGAACAAGCCAUCAAGAACCUUAAAAGUGUGGCCAAAUUUAAUGGAUGGCAUGAAGAGGGAGACAAAAUCAACAUUAAUCUGCUGCAGGAGGCCAUGAAGAAAGAGUUGUCCAGUGUGAAGGGCUCCUACUCUCUUCUGGAUCUGUUCCGCACCCCCACAAUGAGGAACAUGACAGUCUGCCUCAGUGCUGUCUGGUUAUCAACCAGCUUUGCAUACUAUGGUCUUGCUAUGGAUCUGCAAAAGUUUGGGGUGGACUUCUACUUAAUCCAAGUAAUCUUUGGAGCUGUUGACAUCCCUGCUAAAGUCAUCAUAACUGUGACUAUGUGUAUUAUUGGACGGCGACCAUCACAAUGUGGUGCUCUCAUCAUUGCUGGAAUCACUAUUUUGAUCAACCUGCUGGUACCUUAUGAUAAACAGAUGACACGCACGUGUCUGGCUGUAAUGGGUAAAGGUUGCCUUGCUGCCUCCUUCAACUGCUGCUACCUUUACUCUGGAGAACUGUACCCAACCAUCAUUCGUCAGAACGGCAUGGGCUGGGUAUCCAUGAUGGCUCGUGUAGGAGCCAUGGUGGCCCCUAUGGUGCUUCUCACGGCCGACCACAUACCUUGGCUUCCAGGUUUAAUCUACGGAGGAGCUCCGAUUCUCAGUGGAGUGGCUGCAAUAUUUCUUCCGGAAACACUUGGCUCACCCCUUCCUGACACAAUACAAGACGUGGAGGACAGGGGAUCUGGGAGAAGCUCCAAAAUGCCACCGAAGGAAACAAUAAUCCUGCAAAACACCGAGGCCAAUCUCCUAAAGCAGGCUGCCUGAGGGCAUCUGUAUUGUACUGCUGAUGUUUUUGCUGACACGUUAAGAAUCUGUUUGAUAAGCAUAAUACGUUUAUUGUGUGGUAUGACUGCUGGACAAUUGGAGUUGCAAUGUUAUUUUUUGACAGGUCAAUACAGUGAAACAAACAUACCUACGUUUGUAUUUCUUUUACAGUAGCUUUGACUCUGGAUUUGGACCAACUCUUUAGUGUCAGUGUUUAUAUAUAUAAUAUAUAUAUAUAUAUAUAUUAGUGCUCAGCAACGAUUACAAUCUUUUGAUUAAUCGCAUGAUUUUUUUUGUAAUUUAUCGCGAUUAAUCGCAUUGUAAUGCGCAAAAUUCACUAAUGAAUUCA
This is a messenger RNA of Anarrhichthys ocellatus (wolf-eel), 2495 nucleotides long. It is a transcript of the gene slc22a6l, whose product is annotated as solute carrier family 22 member 6, like. NCBI's taxonomy places the organism in Eukaryota, Metazoa, Chordata, Actinopteri, Perciformes, Anarhichadidae. The record is from RefSeq and is a predicted model, not a curated record. The coding region runs from base 458 to 2146 and encodes 562 amino acids. Gene Ontology annotation, molecular function: transmembrane transporter activity. Gene Ontology annotation, biological process: transmembrane transport. Gene Ontology annotation, cellular component: membrane. The transcript has 11 exons.